Acaulospora morrowiae is the source of this 915-nucleotide messenger RNA. The record is from the annotation of a GenBank genome assembly. Lineage: Eukaryota; Fungi; Glomeromycota; Glomeromycetes; Diversisporales; Acaulosporaceae.
AUGGCUGAAAAUAAAAGUAAACAAAUGGAUAAUGCCGAAUAUGAAAAAGAACUCAAUUGGCCUGAAAUACAAAUAACAUUAACAAAUACUGCAAAUAAAAAGGAUUUAGAAAAAGGCACAAAGGCACGAAUUGAGGCUGUUCAGCAGUAUAUACGAUACCUUAUUAAUGGUUACCAGCCAACUAAAACAAGCGAAAUUGUACAACAAGGCUUGUCCUGGAAGCAAUGCCAAAAAGGUGUUUAUGUUGAUGGACAUGAGCAUCCUGAUGUUAUUAUAUAUAAAAAAAAUUUUCUGAAAGAAUUAGAAAGUUUGGAAUGGUUAAUGUCAACAUUUGAGAGUAAUAAUCUUGAAAGUCGAAAAGAUCCAGAACUUUUAUUCAAAGAAAAACUUCAUAUAUUAGUAACUCAUAACGAAUCAAUAUUUUAUGCAUAUGAUGCUCCCAAGUUUCAAUGGGUUGAAAACGGAAAGCAGCAAUUUCAAAAAAAAGGACAAGGCAAAGGAUAUCAUGUAAGUCACUUCUUGACAGAAAUGAUUGAGCAAUUGCAACUAACACCUGAAGAACAAAAACAAUACCUGCAUUUACCAAAAACUGUAAGAGAAGAUCUAGUUUCCGGUACUAGUAAUGAGGAAUGGUGGAACAUAGAAAAGUUAGUAAAACAAGUGAAAGAAAAACUUAUUCCUCUAUUCGAGGCUACUCAUCCUGAAUGCAUAAUGGUAGCUUGCUUUAAUAAUACAACAAGCCAUAAUAAAUAUGCUGAAGAUGCCUUACGAGCAAAUGUUAUGAAUUUAAAAUCAGGUGGAAGCUAUAAAAUUAGAGAUAUUAUAUUCAAUGGACAGCCCCAAACAAUGACACUUCCAGAUAGCAGACCAAAAGAAAUCAAAAUGGUCUUGGAGGAACAUAAAUUAUGGAAAAAG